UUUGUUCUUUUUUUAGUUAUAUUAUUUACUGCUUGUUUUUUUUUCUAGUUGUUGUAUCAUAUGUUUGAGGUUUAAGGUUUAAGGUAGUUGAUUUUUAGAUUAUGGUUGGUGGGGUUCUUUGUUGGAUGAAUAGAAAUGACCCAAUUUUACUACAGCUGAAAUAAUUAUGAUUAAACAUUAAGCUCCUGUUUGGCCAUAGAUUUUGAAGUUGAAACUUGAAAUUUGUGUGUUUAAAGAUGUGAUUUUUGGGAUUUGAAGUUGUAUUUGGACGUGCAUUUUACUUGGAAAAAGAUUGAAUUUUUGUUAGUAGAGGUACCAAAAACGGGUUUGAGCUUGGUUUUGUAAACUUGGAAAUAUUUGAAGAUCAGAUUUUGAAAGUCGGAUAAAAAUUUAUGGCCAAACGCUAGCUUAUGCUUACGGUUCAAAAAAGUUUGUAUCUUUUGAUUUGGCUUUUUGCUGGCAAUAGAUUUCUUGAUUCAGCCAUGACCCAGUUUUAGUUUUUUGAGUUCUGUAAUAAUUUUACUACUGCAGAAAUACUUCUGAUUAACAUUUAGGCUUAUGGUUCAAACAAAUUUACAGUUUUCAUAUUUAAUCUUUGCUUUUUUGCUGGCAAUAGAGUUCUUAACAAAUCUUUAAUUCUGGAUUAAAGUGGAGCUUAUAAUAUGUCUUAUCAUUUUCCUUUUCACCCAAGAUUGAUUCUUGAGUUAAAAAAUAAUAAUGAAAAUAAAAGCUUGAUUCUUGAGUUCAAAUAAAAAAUCAGUUUGCACUAGGAUCUGAGCAAGUCGCAUUGUAUCAUCAAGAAGAAUUGAACCGCAGAAAGUUUGCAUAGAUCCGAACACCAUUUAAGUGGAUGUAGACUGGACUGGCAUUUUCAAUUUGGCCAUCCGAUUGCGGAUGGUAAGCUGACCUAUGGUGCAAUUCAACUUUGUAGUGUUGCUUUAGUAGAUAAGUUAUUAUCGGCUGUGUGUCUAAACACAUGGAAGCAAUGGAGAAAUCGCAAAAUGUGUCAGAUUUUAUGGGAGCAACGCAUCUUAGAAAUAUCAUCCAAACUUUUUAUUCAAUCCGCUUCUGAAAUUAUACUAAGAAUUUUGAUAAGGGGAUUGUAGUUUAAUAUUUCAUCCUCUGGUGCGUCAUAACUGCUUCUGCCAAUCUGUAAGUACAACCAGAUGUGGCUGUGGAUUGUGGACUAUGACUACCUCUUACUCUGACUUCUAAUGAAACUGUGAUACUCAAUUUGUAAUUAAUCGCAAUCCAACUUGUUAAUCAAUAAAACUCCGAUAAAUUUUGAACUGAUUAGUCUACUCAAUUUACUGUUCAUAAAGCUACUAAGUACUAGGUAAGACUGGAUCUAUCUGGCUAUACCGCGGUGAAUAGAGAGUGACAUUACUUCAUUUACUUGAUGUUUCUCUUUGAGUUUUCUUUUUACAAAUGAUAUUAUCGUGAAAACAGUUAAUUUGAUCAUAUUUCUAAUUCCAUAUAACUCAUUAACUUUCACAUUAACGAAUCUCAUUAUGUUCAUACAAUUACUAACUUGAUAUUUUCUGGUUUCUGCAUCAUCUUUAUGGUUCAAUUGCUGGUUUUCACUUCUUGGAUAAAGUGCUUGCGGGGCUUGCCUUCAUGUUCUCGUCCAGUAUUUUGUUACAGAUCCUGGCUUGUGCUUUAUACAGCAAUUGGUGGCCAAUGUUAUCAGCUCUUAUGUACGUUGUGGUUCCCAUGCCAUGCUUAUUCUUUGGUGGUGGAUCCACACAGUUCCUAAUAAGUCGAGAUGGCGGGGGCUGGAUGGAUGCUGCUAAAUUCUUAACAGGGGCAUCAGCUGUGGGAAGCAUUGCCAUUCCCAUUAUUCUCAGACAUGCAGAUCUUAUCCAGACGGGAGCAAUGUUCAUCGAAUUCGUGUCAUUCUUCAUAUUUGUCUGCACAGUCAUGUGUUAUCAUCGUGCCAGUCUUGAUGACGAGUGGUGAUAUAAAAAUCGAGGCAUGGUUCCUCGACUGUAAUUACGUUGCGUGGUUCUAACAAACAAGAGAAAAUGCAAACAAAAGGGAGCUGAAAAGGAACCAAUGCUAGGAAAUGGAACUAGAAAUUUUAUUUACCAAUGUGUAUAACUUUGUCAAAUGUCACAUUUAUAAUUUCUUGAUGUGAAAGUUAUUUUCUCUAAGUUUGAAACCUUUUGCUGAUGGAACAAAGAUCAUAUUUUUAGUUACUAUUUGCAUAGAUAGUUGCUAAUACAUCAUAAAUACUCAAUUCUGUG
This is a messenger RNA of Solanum pennellii, 2246 nucleotides long. Its product is annotated as vacuolar protein sorting-associated protein 55 homolog. The transcript is spliced from 5 exons. Gene Ontology annotation, biological process: late endosome to vacuole transport via multivesicular body sorting pathway. The record is from RefSeq and is a predicted model, not a curated record. The coding region runs from base 1618 to 1959 and encodes 113 amino acids. Gene Ontology annotation, cellular component: endosome. Lineage: Eukaryota; Viridiplantae; Streptophyta; Magnoliopsida; Solanales; Solanaceae.